Molecule: messenger RNA, 1855 nt
Organism: Moneuplotes crassus
Lineage: Eukaryota; Ciliophora; Spirotrichea; Euplotida; Euplotidae
Source: the annotation of a GenBank genome assembly
AUGAAGACACUCUCAUUUUUACGAAAGUCGGUUAAAAAGACAGAUUUCUUCCCUCAGCAAGUUAGUUUGACAUAUAAAGGGAACUCUAGCUUCCAAACGUUUUAUGGAGGAGUUGUGAGUCUUGCUAUUAUAAUCAUGAUUAUUUCAUACUCUAUCAGGUUGCUUAUGGUUAUGUUUCAGAGACAGCAGACAAAUAAAACCUUGAAUACAAUUAUUAACGAUAUCCAAAAUGAUCCCCCUACAUAUGAAAUCAAUAAAGACAAUUUUGGGUUUGUGUUUACGACUCAGGAUUCUAUCACAAAUAAUAGGACUUAUGAUCCCAGCUACAUAUCGGUUUCAGUUACCCAAAAUAUUGAUUAUUACGACCAAGAAACAGGACAGAGGACUUACACAAGCUAUGACAGGGACUUUGAUACAUGAGGAGAAGACUUCCCAACUAUUGAUCAGAAAUUUGAAGAUCUCAGAGAUGCCCUCAAAGAUGAGCACCAAUGUCUAGACAACCAGACGUUUAUGAUUCAAGGAAGUACCUUUUCUCAAGUGAGGCAAUAUAUUACAUUAAAUGUUAAUAAAUGUGUGAACGGGACUUCUUCUGUAGUCUGAAAAACAACUGCCGAAAUAAACCAAAAGGUUAAAAAUAGUCAAUUCGUCUUUGGCUUUGCUACAAAAUUCUUUGACUUUGAUGAUUAUUAUAAUCCAAUAAAAAGCGCGUAUGAUACCCGAUUUGGAGCUUCCCUUGACCAAGGUUUUCACAAGAUGAAUGAAUAUCUGAUACAAAAAUCAGAAGUCUUUGAUGUAAACUAUUUCUUCCAAUUUGGGCAGAAUGUAGAGAGCGAGUUCUAUGUAGUUUCUGAAGAAAUAGCAGAUUUUGAAUCAACCGAUGGAACUGAUUCCAAACUUUUGACGCUUACUUUCAUCCAAGAUGCUCAAAUGGUAAAUUAUGAGAGGAUAAUUUUCUCAUUCUUUGAUGCCUUCAGUCAGAUAGGAGGAGUCUUUGGACUUCUUCUCCAAGUAGGAGCACUGGUAACAAAUAGUUUUAGCGAAAAAUACUUUCUUGCUUCCUUGUUUUCUUUUCUAUAUAUAUCAACUCAGAAAGAGAAGAUAGAGAGCAAAGGAAAUAAUAGAAAUGCAAUAGCUCCAACACUCAGGAGGUUUGAAACUCAAACAGAUAAAAUAAAGCCUUAUCAUAACGAGACUUUGAAAGAUUUUAAACACGAAAUAAAUAAUUCCUUCGUACAAAAUGCAAAUAAUUACAAAUAACGAUAGCUCAAAAUCUGUAAUCACUCGCUGCAUAAACCACCUCGAAUCCCUCAGAAGACUCUACUUCACAUCUUCUGAUUACCUCAAAACUCUAGUUCCUGUCUUCAGCAACAGAGCUAAGCAGCAGUUCAGCGAACACAGCCUCAAGUUCAGCCACGAGUGAGACAUCGUUGAAAUCAUCCACUCGAUGCGAGCAUUGAAGCUGAUGAUGAAGCUGGUGCUGAGCGAGCAUCAGCAGUUGCUCGUGAGCUUCAGCUCCAAAGGUUAUAAUGAGUGUUCACAAGUUCUCUCCCAAAACUUUAAUAAAAUUCCAACCCAAACUCCUAAUUUUAUUAAGGAAGCACAACUUAGAAUCGACACUCUAACUUGCAAACUUCAACAAAUAGAAAUCAACCAAGUUGAGAAAGACAUCCAAACGAUUAUCGGAAUCAAACCAGAAUUAGAGGAGGAUCUAAAGGUUCCAAACAACCGUCUCUCAGAAGAAGCUUCUAGAGUCCAAUUCAUAGAGGAAGAGGAACUGAAAGAGGAAGAGUAUAGCUUUAGACACAGGAACAAAGAUCUACAAUCGCAAUUUUAAUAUUUAGACAUUUUGGAGUUU